UAUGGUCCAACAAAUUCGCCGGAAACCAAAAAAAGAAGAGGGAGCACAAGUUCUUUGCGUCUGCAAUGGCGACGGAACCAGAGACUUCCGGUGAGGAAAAGCCAAUCUUCGCGCCGACCGACUCCUUCAGCCACGGCACCCAAACCCUAGAGCAACCUGCAACGCCGUGGAUCGACUACGCGAUUGAGCAGGCUCGGGUUUACCAGAAAAACAUCGAAGAGACCCUAAACUCCGCCCUCGAAGCUUCUAGAUCACGCCUCUCCGAGAUUCGGGCCACCGGCUCUGCUCAUUUGAGCCAGACCAUUGACUCAUUGGAAGAUGUCAAGUCUAGCUAUGCUGAUUAUGAGGAUAUUUUACUUGCAAAGAUUAAAGAGGGUGCUUCUGUUGCUGCUUCACAUCCGGUGAUUACUGGUGGAGUUGCUGCUGCUUUGGGGUUUACGGUUCUAAAAGGACCACGACGCUUCUUGUACUACAAAAGCUUACGCCUUUUCAUGAGCGAGGAGUCCUUACUUUCUAGAGCUGAUGCUAAAGUGAAGGAGUUGCGACAUUCAAUUGAUGUUCUAAAGGCUGAAAGUGAACAAUUAGAGAAGAGGGCAUCAAAUGCUGAAAAAGAAUUCAUACGGGGGAGGAAAAAACUCAGACAAACGGGGAAGCUAAUUCAAAGUGCGAUUGGAACAGGUUAUAAGAUUGAAAGACAAGCAAGAGGUUUAAAAGAUAUUAUAGGAGAACUUCCUAGAAGUGAAGCAUCUAUGUUCCGGGACCAAGUUACAAAAUUGGCUAAAGAGGUAGAGCAAGAAAGGACUGCCUUAUCAAAGGAGGUCACAAAAAUUAGCAAUCAUGGGAUCUCAGUUUGAGAAUUGUUUCACUGAUAUUCCCUCAUUUAUGAAACACCUGAACCAAGUGCCAAUAAUUGAACUAAAUGCAGUACUUGGAAAAUUUUGUUCAUAAGUUUUGUAGAAGGCGAUUUCGCUUACCAACAGAGAGUGUCGGUCUCAAUCUUCACCCUUGGCAGGAGAUGCCUUACAGUGAAUGUUUGAGUUCUGUUAAAAGUUCCCACCUGUGGUCAUUAGCUGCAGAUUCUCUGCCUUGUUCGGUAUUGUCAUUUAUACCUUGGAGCCGUGAUUAUGUCUCUUCACUAUUACCAAAUUGCUUUCAGGAAGUAUAAUCCAACAGCUCAAGUUAUGCUUACUUUUAUCUAGUUAUGUCAGUGCCCUUCCCCGUUAUUAUCACUGCUGUAUCCUAGAUCAAAAUUUAAAUACAAUCAAGUUGUGGUCAUUGGGUUUACACAUA
Molecule: messenger RNA, 1290 nt
Organism: Rosa chinensis
Lineage: Eukaryota; Viridiplantae; Streptophyta; Magnoliopsida; Rosales; Rosaceae
Product: RGS1-HXK1-interacting protein 1
Exons: 9
Coding region: 66-854 (262 amino acids)
Source: RefSeq, a predicted model, not a curated record